AAUUAUCAAAUAAUAGCUAUAAAGCCUAAUUAAAUUAUUUUUAGUGGUUAUUUACGAAAUUUCCUCAUAAAUAAAUACCAUUUUGGGCCUAUAAACUAACAUGGGUUUUGAAUAUGGGCUUUAAGUAAAGCCAGCCCAAUAUAGGUUAUAUCAGCUUCACGUAGAGGAAGUCGUCGUCGGCUCGCUUUACCGACCCCGGCGACGGCGGAAAACCUUCUCCGACGGCAAAAAUGGGUAAGAAACCGUCGAGGAAGAAUGGAGUUGGUAAAGCAUCUGGUUCAAUUACAUUGCGAGAAGAAUCAGGUGUGAAGAAGAAACAAACUCAUGUUAAUGCGAAAUCGAUGCUGAAAUUGGAGCAUAUAAAGGAUAUUGCUAACUGGACUAGUGGAGAAGGUUCCAUACCUUCACUUGCUGCGUUUUUUGGGCAGAGAUUAGCUGUAUCAGCUGAGUCUUUGGGUGUUCCACCUGACCCUUCAUUAUUAACUUGUCAAAGGUGUGAAUCUAUCCUUCAGGCUGGCUACAAUAGUACAGCACGGAUUGAGAAGAACAAAAGAAAGGCACGAAAGAAACACAAGACAUCCGGUAUUCCCUCGAAGAACUCAGUUGUAUAUGAGUGUCAUUUCUGCUCACAUCGAAAUCUAAAGAGAGGAAACUCAAGAGGCUAUAUGAAUAGCCUAUAUCCUGCCAAACCAAAAACUUUAACAGUUGAUCCUGCUAUAUCAGCAAUCCGAAAGGUAAAAGUUGAUCCUACUGAAUCAACAAUGCAAAGAUCUGAACAUUUGGGCACGUUAGUGGCUAGUAUCGAUAAGACAAAAGUUGAUCCUACUGAAUCAGCAACCCGAAAAUCUGAACAGUUGGAUAUGUUAGUGGCUAGUAUUGAUAAGGCAGGAGUUGAUCCUACUGAAUCAGCAAUGCAAAAGUCUGAACAUUUAGAUACGUUAGUGGCUAGUAUUGAUAAGGCAGGAGUUGAUCCUACUGAAUCAGCUAUGCAAAAGUCUGAACAUUUAGAUACGUUAGUGGCUAGUAUCGAUAAGACAAGAGUUGACACUACUGAAUCAGCAACCCAAAAGUCUGAACAGUUCGAUGCUUUUGGUGGCAGUACCACGGAUGCAACAGUUUCAUCUGAGCUAGGCGGAGAUGAUCCUAUGGCUGGUCCUGCAACUCCAUUGUCAACAGUUUCGGUUAAUUCUUUGUUGGAUUCGAAGAAGAGGAGAAGAAAUCGAACAGGGUCCAAGAAGAAAGGUGAAACUCAGGAUGGUUCAUCAAUGACAGAUGUUGAGAAGACUGUCUCAACAUCCAGUAAGAGAAAGAAGAAGUCUUGGACUAGUUUGAAGGAAAUUGCUGAAAGUCGGAGUAACAAUAGUAGGAAGUUCUCCAAUAUAUCUGUUCCAUUGAUUCUUUGAUUCUGAAAAUUGUCUUGUUGCCCGUUGAGCUCAUAAUUAUGCGUUUCGAUUAAAUUCGAAUCGCGCAUUGCAGGGUCUAUUCAGAGUGGCACCCCUAACCGAAUUUUAAAUAUGGUCUUAGUUAUAGAUAAUGAGGAAUUUCAUUAUGUGUGCGUAUAAAAGGUUAAAUUUUGUUUAAA
This is a messenger RNA of Solanum pennellii, 1582 nucleotides long. RefSeq lists its product as uncharacterized. Bases 231 to 1403 code for a protein of 390 amino acids. Gene Ontology annotation, biological process: RNA processing. The record is from RefSeq and is a predicted model, not a curated record. Lineage: Eukaryota; Viridiplantae; Streptophyta; Magnoliopsida; Solanales; Solanaceae. The transcript has 2 exons.